AUGGAACCUAACGUCCAGCGCCUUCUUAACGAUAAGCUCUACGAUAAGAGGAAGACUGGUGCUCUUGAACUCGAACGCUCUAUUCGAGAGCUGGUAACGACCAAGGACUACAAGAGGGUUAAGGAUAUCCUUGAGCAGUUGUGUAACGAAUACGCUUAUGCUGUCCAUCAACCUCAUGCACGAAAUGGAGGCUUGAUUGGCUUGGCUGCUGCUGCCAUAGCCCUCGGUUCAGAACUGCCGAGAUAUCUCGAGGUUAUCGUGCCGCCUGUUCUAGCUUGUUUCACCGACCAAGAUGCUCGUGUUCGGUAUUAUGCUUGCGAGUCAAUGUAUAAUAUUGCCAAGGUUGCUAAAGGCGAGAUUUUGAAAUAUUUCAACCACAUAUUUGAUGCUUUAUGCAAGCUAGGUGCAGACUCAGAACUUUCUGUGAAAAACGGCGCCGAACUUCUCGACCGUCUAAUCAAGGAUAUUGUCUCCGAGUCAGCGGCUACUUACGUGUCCGUGCUCGAGAGUGAACCUCCCCCGCCUUAUGAUGCGAAGGACUCUGAGCAGAGCGCUUCCCCUAAUUCGAACCUCCCAACAGCUUUCUCACUCCCGGAUUUUAUCCCUCUCCUAAAGGAACGGAUAUGGGUUAUGAACCCGUUUACUAGAACGUUCCUUGUUGGUUGGAUUACUCUACUCGACUCUAUUCCGGAUCUCGAACUGGUUACGUACCUGCCCGAGUUUCUAGGUGGCUUGCUCAAGUUUCUCAGUGGCAACAAUGCCGACGUUCAUGCGGCAACACAGGCUUGUCUAGAUAAGUUCUUGAACGAAAUCAAGAGAAUUUCCCGAGUGAAGAAGGGUAUCGCCGAGAGUAGAAAGUCGAAGGGGGAUGGAAAGAGGAAGCGGGAGGACUCUGUCGACAGCGGUAGUAUGCGUCUGGCAGCGGAUGACGCUGAGGAAGCAGGCUCUACUACGGCUAACGAGGAUGAUGAUGAAGUCAGCAGCGAGGAUGACUGGAUUCCGGGACAAGAUGUGCAGAUUAACUAUAAGGCCAUCCUUGAGAUCCUCACUGCGACCCUUGAUUCCCCCUUGGAGGAAGACAGCCUUCUAGAAAGCCUACGAUGGAUAGUAUCGUUUCUAGAUAUCUGCCCUGAAGAAGUCUUACCAUUUACUCCUAAAAUAUUAGCCCACCUCCUCCCAGCAAUGGCCAGCGGGGUCGAGCCCAUUCGACAGGCUGCGACAAGAGUGAAUACAUCACUUAUGGAAUACGUUGUCUCUCUUACAGACGAAAAUGAAGUAGCCCCGGGUCAAUCGACGUCACGACUAUCUGCACCUACUGCUGACCGCGCAGAAGGAGCAUCUAGUACACGCGCCUCUUUGUCGAGCAAUCGCGAAACGGAUCUACGCAGUCCCACACCAGCUCAAAACCGCAGGGCACCAACCCCUGCCCAACCAUCUCAGCUUCAGCCAGACUUGGAUUAUGCUGCAGCAGUUAAUUCUCUCACAUUACUAUUUUUGAAUGACCACGAAGCAACCCGCGUUGCUGCAUUAACUUGGCUCAUCAUGUUGCACCGAAAAGCACCUAGGAAAAUUGUCGCUUUUAACGAUGGAACAUUCCCUGCCCUCCUCAAGACGCUCUCAGACCCGGCAGAAGCUGUUGUUACUAAGGACUUACAGUUGUUAUCUCAAAUAUCUAGAAACAGCGAAGACGACUACUUUUCUAAUUUUAUGGUCAGUCUUCUGCAACUUUUCUCUACUGAUAGAAAGCUAUUAGAGACUAGAGGAAACCUGAUCAUACGCCAAUUAUGUAUGACUCUAAGCCCCGAGAGGAUAUACCGUACUCUAGCCGAAACGAUCGAGAAGGAAGAGGAUGUUGAGUUUGCCAGCAUAAUGGUGCAGAAUCUCAACAAUAACCUAAUCACGGCGCCGGAAUUAGCCGACUUGAGGAAACGGUUACGGAACCUAGAGACGAAGGAGGGUCAAGUGUUCUUCGUCGCCUUAUUUCGUUCCUGGUGUUAUAACGCCGUUGCAACCUUCUCCUUAUGUCUACUCGCUCAGGCAUACGAAGCUGCGUACAAUCUCUUACAAAUUUUUGCGGAGCUAGAGAUGACAGUCCACAUUCUUAUCCAGAUCGACAAGCUUGUCCAACUGAUUGAGUCUCCCGUCUUCACAUAUCUGCGACUCCAACUUCUCGAACCUGAGAAGUAUCCAUACCUUUAUAAAUGUCUUUACGGAAUUUUGAUGCUUUUGCCGCAGUCUUCUGCUUUUGCGGCUCUCAAGAAUAGGUUGAACAGCGUAAGCGCAAUAGGAUACUUGCAGAUCGGGCCUCGACCGUAUGUACCCUAUCUCACUAGUCCUUUGACAACCCCCUGGCAAGGUUCAGUGGCCGAAGCCGUCUCCUCUUACCAAAGCCACCACCCUCGCUCCCAAAGCGUCCAUGACACUUAUUCUUCAUGCGUUCUUAGUCCUGCCACUACACCUAGCGCUUCAAAUUAUGACCGCCCAAACAGGUUGGGGAAGGGCCGCGAAGACAAUACGAUACGGUGGGACCAGCUCUUGGAAAAAUUCAGGAGCGUGCAAGAGAAGGCGAGACGAGCACAAAGGAUGCUGGAUGGUAGCAACCUCGACGACGGUCUAGACUUCGGCGGAUUACGUAUCACAGAACGAGAGCCCCCACGGCCUGUGCCGGCCCCGGCCGUACCACCGAAAGAUUCGACGCCGCCCGCAGCGCCGCCGCCAAAGCGUUCGGGAUUAGGGAAACAGUUUGGACGACUGGGCGCGUCCGUUUCGGGCAGGGGGAAACGAUCGCAGCCCCAAUAG
Messenger RNA from Daldinia childiae, 2799 nucleotides. RefSeq names its product Protein VAC14 like protein. The record is from RefSeq and is a predicted model, not a curated record. Gene Ontology annotation, biological process: phosphatidylinositol biosynthetic process; positive regulation of kinase activity. The transcript has 8 exons. Gene Ontology annotation, cellular component: endosome membrane; fungal-type vacuole membrane; PAS complex. The coding region runs from base 1 to 2799 and encodes 932 amino acids. NCBI's taxonomy places the organism in Eukaryota, Fungi, Ascomycota, Sordariomycetes, Xylariales, Hypoxylaceae.